Molecule: messenger RNA, 1310 nt
Organism: Uranotaenia lowii
Lineage: Eukaryota; Metazoa; Arthropoda; Insecta; Diptera; Culicidae
Product: serine protease grass-like
Exons: 4
Coding region: 162-1289 (375 amino acids)
Biological process (GO): proteolysis
Molecular function (GO): serine-type endopeptidase activity
Source: RefSeq, a predicted model, not a curated record
UCGGUACAAGUUGGACGCACGCAAGGCAUCGUCGAGGCGCGUUUGGUCGUUCGCUUUUGGUGCCGUGUAAGUUCGCGCUUGUGGCUUCUUCUGGUUUUUUGAACGUGAACGUGAGACAGUUUGGCGGCAUCCUAGUUCAGGGUCAUUCUAGUUCAGGGAAAAUGAAGAAUGCAUUUCUGGCUUCGGCGGCUCUGCUGCUGGCGGUGAUCGGUGGAAUUGUAGCUCAAAACAUUCCCUGCACGACUCCUAACAACCUGCCCGGAAUGUGUGUGCCGGUAAUGCGCUGCCGCAACAUUUUCGCCGCCAUCCAAAUGAAGGAUAAACUGACGGCGCCGAUGUUGAACUUCAUCAGGCGCUCGGUGUGCCAAUAUCCGAACGUUAACUACGCCGUGUGCUGUCGACUGUCCGAGCUGGGUGCUGGAUCCGGUUCCGGUUCUGCCCCUAGUGGUGGGACAUCGACCGUGGGUGCGAGUUCGCUUCUACCCAGCGACUGCGGAACCAUGGAGUCCGAUCGAAUAUCUUUCGGCAACCUUACCCAAGCGUUUGAAUUCCCAUGGAUGGCACUGCUACGGUAUCGGAAUUUUAACGGUGAACUGGUCGAUGGGUGCGGCGGUUCUUUGAUUAACGAUCGAUACGUGCUGACAGCCGCGCACUGUCUGAUAGCGAAACGACUGCAACUUGACCAUGUUCGAUUAGGAGAACACAACAAAGAAACCGAGCCCGACUGUGUGGAUUCAGACGAUUGUGCAGGUCCGGUACAAGAUGUGCCCGUUGAAAAAAUUAUCAUCCACCCUGAGUACAACAAACCAAAGUACAGAAACGACAUCGGUCUCAUUCGGCUAGUGAGAAAAGUUACCUUUGAAUAUCACAUAAAACCUAUCUGCCUGCCAGUCAACAACCAGCUGCAAACCAUGACUCACUCCAAGUAUAUCCUCACGGGAUGGGGAACCACCGAGGAAAACGUUCAAUCACAGGUGUUACUGAAGGCCUCGGUGCCUCAGUUGGACAACGAAAGCUGCGAGAGAAUUCUCCUAGCCAACAAUCUCAAGAUCGAGCUUUUCGAAAAACAGAUGUGUGCUGGUGCCCAGGGGCUGGUCGAUAGCUGCCAGGGCGAUUCCGGGGGACCUCUGGGGACGAUAGCAACUCUCAACAAUCAAGCCCGAUUUGUACAGUUUGGAAUCGUAUCAAUCGGGAUCAACAGCUGCGGGCAGAAACCGGUACCAAGCAUUUACACCAAAGUGGCACCCUACAUGAGUUGGAUUGUGACCAAUUUGAAGCCUUCUCGGUGACAAGAAGAAUUCGAAACUUAA